UUCCCUUGCGCUGUGGGCAACGAGGAUCCUGCAAAAGCCAGCUUGGUGUCGCUUCCGGCGGGGGCAGUGGGGGAGCCGGAAGUGGUCGUCCUCGGCAACCGAGUGGCCGUGGCCAUGGCGUCGGGCGGCUCCCCGACAGACCGGCUCCCUCCGCCCUUCCCCGGCGCGGAGGUGGCCAGCGCCCCCUCGGCGGAAAGCGACUCGGAUGGGGAGGACAUUUUCACCGGCAGUGCUAGUAAACCGAUGUCUCUGAAGAAGGAGCCCGCCGAACCAGUAAGAAACGGUUCCACAACUAACGGUGUCCACGAAGACCAAGACGAUCAGGAUUUAUUUGCAGAUGCCACCGUGGAGCUGUCUCUGGAUAGCACACAGAACAACCAGAAGAAGGAGACGACUCCUGUGUUUAGCCCUACCCCUUCUCUAGAGAGAACAGCCAAUUCGUCUUCCGAACACCAGCCCCAAACCUAUGAGGAGCUGGAAGAAGAAGAGCAAGAAGACCAGUUUGAGCUCACAGUGGGAGUGAGCGAUCCAGAGAAAAUUGGGGACGGCAUGAAUGCCUACGUAGCCUACAAGGUAUCUACACAGACCACUUUGCCCAUGUUCAGGAGCAAGCAGUUCUCAGUGAAAAGGAGAUUCAGCGACUUCUUGGGCUUGUAUGAGAAGCUGUCGGAGAAACACGCACAGAACGGUUUCAUUGUUCCCCCGCCUCCCGAGAAGAGCUUGAUAGGAAUGACCAAAGUCAAAGUUGGGAAAGAAGACUCCUCCUCCACAGAGUUCUUAGAAAAAAGACGAGCUGCUUUAGAAAGGUAUCUUCAAAGAACCGUCAGUCACCCGACUAUGCUACAGGACCCAGACGUCCGCGAAUUCUUGGAAAAAGAGGAGCUCCCCCGAGCGAUCAGCACCCAGACGCUAAGUGGAGCUGGCCUGCUGAAGAUGUUCAACAGAGCCACCGAUGCGGUCAGCAAGAUGACCAUCAAGAUGAAUGAAUCCGACAUCUGGUUCGAAGAGAAGCUGCAGGAGGUGGAGUGUGAGGAGCAGCGCCUGCGGAAACUACACGCUGCUGUAGAGCUGCUGGUGAACCACAGGAAAGAGCUGUCGGUGAAUACAGCCCAGUUUGCCAAGAGCCUGGCCAUGCUGGGGAGUUCCGAGGACAACACGGCCCUGUCCCGGGCGCUCUCCCAGCUGGCGGAGGUGGAGGAGAAGAUCGAGCAGCUGCAUCAAGAGCAAGCCAACAACGACUUCUUCCUCCUGGCCGAGCUGCUGAGCGACUACAUCCGCCUCCUCUCGGUCGUCAGGGGUGCCUUUGACCAGCGAAUGAAGGCCUGGCAGCGCUGGCAGGACGCCCAGAUCACGCUGCAGAAGAAACGGGAAGCGGAGGCCAGGCUGCUGUGGGCCAACAAACCCGACAAGCUUCAGCAGGCCAAGGAGGAGAUCUCAGAGUGGGAAUCGCGAGUGACACAGUACGAACGAGAGUUUGAGCGGAUCUCAGCUGUUCUCCGAAAAGAGGUGUUGCGGUUUGAGAGAGAAAAAACAAAGGACUUCCGGACCAACGUGACCAAGUACCUGGAGACCCUCUUGCAUUCGCAGCAACAGCUCGUCAAGUACUGGGAUGCGUUCCUGCCGGAGGCCAAGGCCAUCUCUUAACCAGGACCGAGCAAACGUCUUCCCACUCCGGACAAGACUGCCUUGACUACGUUACACCUCCUUGGCCUUUCAGAUGGAUCCCGCCCUCCUCAGAGCUGAUAGACUCAAUCCCUCCCCAAAGAGCGGCUUCCCCAACUAGUAACUCUUCUAACUGUAUAUUCCCCCCUCCCCCCCGUCUAGGUUCAUAUGCACACAACAUAUAAAUAUAUCUAUUUUCCUAUUUGAAGAGAAACUAGUUUUCCUGCUUUAAAAAAAGCCUUGAGGCCCUGCUGUAGGUAGCCAAGCUGAGGCAGGGGUCUGAAGUGUAUUUUUCUGACUUUGGUCCAGGGCCCAGGGAAAGCUUCCUGUGACCCCAGCCAUGCCAUAAAGAAUGUAUAAUAAAACUGCAGCAUCAGGG
Heteronotia binoei (common prickly gecko) is the source of this 2041-nucleotide messenger RNA. It is a transcript of the gene SNX1, whose product is annotated as sorting nexin 1. The record is from RefSeq and is a predicted model, not a curated record. NCBI's taxonomy places the organism in Eukaryota, Metazoa, Chordata, Lepidosauria, Squamata, Gekkonidae. Bases 115 to 1644 code for a protein of 509 amino acids. Gene Ontology annotation, cellular component: endosome membrane; endosome. The transcript is spliced from 15 exons. Gene Ontology annotation, molecular function: phosphatidylinositol binding. Gene Ontology annotation, biological process: early endosome to Golgi transport; intracellular protein transport.